GUAUUGAACCCCUAAAAAACGGCCAUGUGUUUUUAUGAUGAUUACAUUUAACUAUUUAAGGAUUUCAUUGACUGUUCAGUUCGAGCUUAAUUGUAACCAUUGGUUGUAUCCAUCUUAUGCGCAGUGCAAGUCAUACCAAUUCGAGAACCUCGUUCAUAGUUUCCCCUUUAAUCUUCCGCUGUUCGACACUGCUCCAGGUCCUCCGCCAGACAGAGAUCAAAUGAAUCAUGCCGAGUGCCUGAAGACCAGGCAGGCCAAGGCGGCCGCUGCUAAAGCUGCGAUGGAGAAGGCCAAGAAUGCCCCCGCCUCGGCGUCCAACUCCUCGGCUUCUGACGCUGCCCGGCGAACUGCCGAGGGUGAGCAGCAUCUGAUUGCCACUGUGCUGGCUCAGGGUUCCGGGGCCCCUGCUCUCGAAGCCGCCCUUCCCCUGCCGGUCGUCCCCACGAAGACGGCUCCUCAGAAGGGGACGGAGAAAGCCCCGGAGAAGAGACAGAAGAGGGGCCGCGAAGCAGGCUCCACCGGGCCCCUGCUCGAAGACGCCGACUCCUUGCCAUUGAGCCGCCCGGCAGAAGAGCUCUGGAGGGAGAUGGCCCUCAAGGCUGGUCUAGAGCUGCCCAGCCGUUCGUCCUCUGAGGCGACAAGCGCUGCCCUGGCAGCCGCUCUUCAGUCUGGGCUUCUAGUCCUUCAGGCUGAAGCUGCCCGGGAGGCCGACCUGAAGGAGGCCAAGGCCAAAGCUGACGCGGCCAUCGUUGCGGCCCGGGAGGCCGCUCGUCGAGCGGAGGCGGAGGCGGCCGCCAAGGAGAAGGAGAUCGCCGCCCUGCGGGCAGAAUCCCGCCAGCAGCUGGCCAGCCUUGAGAAAGCUGGCUUCAAGCUUGUCCCGGUGCACCCUACUGCAAAGGAUGCCAGUCCGGAGUGGCUGAUCGAUACCUCCGGCUAUCGGAACACCGGGGAGUUUAUGGACUCCGCCAAGGACUACUGCGCCGGGGUCUUCGCCGACCUGUUCGCCGCGGCUCUGGAGGAGAUUCCGCCCCGCCAGCGCCUGGCUCGCGGCGUCCGGAUCCUUGAGGGUUCUCCCUUGUCUCGCAAGUUCCUAUACGAGGUCGGCGACAGCACCUUCGCCGCCGGCUACAAUGAAGGGGUAAAGGCCACCCUACCCACAUUCGCCAAGCUGCUGGGGCCCGAUUUUGAUUUGGCGGCCAACACGGAUGACGAUCUCCUAAUCCAGGCGCUAGGGAAACUGAGGAGGGAUCAGCGCCGGGAGGAGGCCAAGGCCAGGGGGGAGAUUCCAGAGCCGCCGACCCCCGAGCCUGAGGAAGAGGAGGAGGAGCCGAACAAGGGCAGCAGCCGCCCGGGGUCCCCUUUCUUUGUAUA
Messenger RNA from Cuscuta epithymum, 1371 nucleotides. The record is from the annotation of a GenBank genome assembly. Lineage: Eukaryota; Viridiplantae; Streptophyta; Magnoliopsida; Solanales; Convolvulaceae.